Molecule: messenger RNA, 4649 nt
Organism: Priapulus caudatus
Lineage: Eukaryota; Metazoa; Priapulida; Priapulimorpha; Priapulimorphida; Priapulidae
Product: inosine-5'-monophosphate dehydrogenase 1-like
Exons: 1
Coding region: 237-1781 (514 amino acids)
Biological process (GO): GTP biosynthetic process
Cellular component (GO): cytoplasm
Molecular function (GO): IMP dehydrogenase activity
Source: RefSeq, a predicted model, not a curated record
CAUUGUGUGAGAGAACACUCGAGGGAACAUCGCGUGAGAGAACACUCGAGGGGAACAUUGCGUGAGAGAACACUCGGGGGAACAUUGUGUGGUGAGAACACUCUAGGAAACCACUUGCGACAGAAGGCUCAUUGUUCCUUGCGCGACAACGAACGCCGCACGUCUCCACUACCGACGACGACGACAACAACAACAACAACAACAACAACAACAAACCCUUUGACGAAAACAACGACAUGGCGGACCAGGCGAUGGCGACGACGGUGGCGGGAUACGAGGACGGACUGACGGCGGCGCAGCUGUUCUCGAACGGCGACGGCCUCACCUACAACGACUUCAUCAUCCUUCCCGGCUUCAUCGACUUCAGCUCGGACGUCGUCGAGCUGAAGUCGCCGCUCACGAAGACGAUCACGCUCAACGCUCCGCUCGUCUCGUCGCCGAUGGACACGGUGACGGAGGCGGAGAUGGCGAUCGCGAUGGCGCUGCAGGGCGGCAUCGGCAUCAUCCACUGCAACUGCCCGAUCGACGUGCAGGUCGGCGAGGUGACGAAGGUGAAGAAGUUCAAGCAGGGCUUCAUCGGCAACCCGGUCGUCGUCGGGCCGAAGCUGCGCGUGCGCGACGUGCACGAGAUCAAGAAGAUCUACGGCUACAGCGGGAUUCCCGUCACGGACACGGGCCGCAUGGGCGGCCGCCUCCUCGGCAUGAUCACGUCUCGCGACAUCGACUUCUUCGUGACGCAGGAGCAGCGGGAGAAGGCCGUCGAGGAGAUAAUGACGCCGCGCGUCGAUCUCGUCGUCGCGCACGCCGGCGCGUCGCUCGACGAAGCCAACGACCUGCUCCAGCGCAGCAAGAAGGGCAAGCUGCCGAUCAUCGACGACGACGACAAUCUCGUGUCGCUGAUCGCGCGCACCGACCUGAAGAAGAACCGCACGUACCCGCUGUGCUCGACCGACGCGCAGAACCAGCUGCUCGUCGGCGCGGCGAUCAGCACGCGCAACGACGACAAGCGGCGUCUCGCGGCGCUGUGCGACGCCGGCGUCGACGUCGUCGUGCUCGACUCGUCGCAGGGGAACUCGACGUACCAGAUCGACAUGAUCCAGCACGUGCGGCGCGCGCACCCCAACCUGCAGGUGAUCGGCGGCAACGUCGUCACCGUCGCGCAGGCGCGCAACCUGAUCGACGCCGGCGCCGACGGCCUGCGCGUCGGCAUGGGCUCCGGCUCGAUCUGCAUCACGCAGGAGGUGAUGGCGGUCGGGCGGCCGCAGGGCACCGCCGUGUACCGCGUCGCCGAGUACGCGCGCCGGUUCGGCGUCCCCGUCAUCGCCGACGGCGGCAUCUCGUCCGUCGGGCACAUCACGAAGGCGCUGGCCCUCGGCGCGUCGACCGUCAUGAUGGGUUCGCUGCUCGCCGGCACGAGCGAGGCGCCGGGCGAGUACUUCUUCUCGGACGGCGUCCGCCUGAAGAAGUACCGCGGCAUGGGCUCGCUCGACGCGAUGGAGGCGGGUCCGGCGUCGCUGACGCGCUACUUCAGCGAGCACGACAAGGUGAAGGUCGCGCAGGGCGUGACGGGCUCGAUCGUCGACAAGGGCUCGGUGCACCGCUUCCUGCCCUACCUCGUCUCGGGCAUCAAGCACGGCUGCCAGGACAUCGGCGCGCGCGGCCUCGCCGCGCUGCGCGACAUGACGUACGCGGGCGAGGUGCGCUUCGAGCGGCGCACCGUCUCCGCGCAGAAGGAGGGCAGCGUGCACGGCAUGCACUCGUACGAGAAGCGCCUGUUCUGACGGUGCGGCAGCGGAGGAGGAGCAGGAGGAGGAGAGAGCACGGGGCGGCGACGCGUGGAGAGGGGCGCGCGCCGAUGGAGGCUCCACCUGGGGGGCUGCGAAGAGCAGCUGUGGUGCGGGGAGGAGGAGGAGGAGAGCAGGCGAUAUGUGUAGGUGGGGCGCGGAUAGGGGUCGUCGCCACGGUCGUCCCUCGCGUGCGCCGCGUGGCUCCCCCUGGGGGCUGCGAGGAGGAGGAGGAGGAGGAUGAGGAGGAGAGCAGGCGAUACGUGUAGAUGGGGCGUGGAUAGGGGGCGCCGCUACGAUCGUCCCUUGCGUGCGCCGCGUGGCUCCCCCUGGAGGGAUGCGAGUAGGAGGAGAACAGGCAAUACGUGUAAGUGGGGGAGGAUAGGGGGCGCCCCCGUCAUCGUCCCGCGCGAGUUUCAUUUUGUGUUGGGAGUUUUUUUGUCUUCGGCGUUUUUUGCGAAGAUUCGAUUUUCUCGGUUGGUUUUGGACGGCGCGGUGGCGGAGACAGAGUGGGGUCGGCGGGCGAGACGGAUGUCUCGAGAGACGGGCGGUGUCUCGGUUAUUCGAAUUUGUGUUAAGCGUACUUAAAUUGCGUCACUGAUUGCUGGAUUCUGCGGCACAUGUCAGUCUUUGCCCCUCGAAUAGUGUGAUGCCCGAACUAUGCUGUUCCAUAUGAUGCUCUUGGUGGUAGUGUGUACGAUGGACCAAAAAAAGUAUUGCUGAAUGUAUGUGUAUUAUCCAUUUAUGUGCCAUUGUGGUAUUAUUACUAACAGUCUGUGAAUAAUUUCGUCACAUUCCAGUUUACUUUGAUACCAGUGUCAAGUGUGCUUUUAGUCACAACAUGAGAAACUGUUGCUUUCAUGUCUGCGUGCAUACAUAUAUAUAUAUAUACACACAUGUUAUAUACAUAUUACGUUUGGGAGGAGUUAGGAUUUCAUUAGACCACGGUCGUGCGUUAAGAUAUCGAGUUCGGCGAGAUAUCGAAUAAUUGAUUUGUCGAAGGUUGUGUUAUUAAUUAAUUCGUCGAUUGUUGGUUUCUCUUUUCUUGUUUUCACGCCGCGCGCGCCCGGCAGUGGCUGCGAAAAAAAAUGUUACGCGAACGCGUCGCCGCAUCGCGGAAUGUUGUGUUUGAGAGAAUUAUUAUUCGAUAUAACGAUGUUGACGUUGAGAAUUUGUUUGACGAGAGUUGAGGGGACGGGGCCGAUACACCGCGUCGCGCGCGCGGCCGAGCGGGCGGCCAUUCCCGUCCACCCCGGCUCCCGCGACUAUUUUUAUACACUCGUGGGUCUUUGACAGCGAUCGAAGGCGCCACCUAUUGGAGCCGCUCGCGUCGUCUCGCGGCCGCGUCGUCGCGGCAACGCGAAGCCGGUCCGAAUCGGGCGUUGUCGCCGUGGCGACGCGGGUCGCGAGACGAUGCGAUCCAACAGGUCACGUAGUAUUCGUCGUUGUUAUAGUAAUCGUUGAUGAAGCACGGUCUGUGUUAGCAAUCUCGGUCGUCUGUCGCGUCUUGCAAGCGAGUCUACGCGUCCACAAUGAUGCAUGAGAAUGCGGUGAAAUCAUUUUGGGGGCACUCUAGCGCGUAUCUGUUCUAGCAUGUUGCGUUGCGCUGGAAAUUAUAACAUAGAGGGCGCCGCUUCCUCGGUGUGACACAGGGGGGCGCUGCUUCCUCGGUGUGACACAGGGGGCGCUGCUUCCUCGGUGUGACACAGGGGGCGCUGCUUCCUCGGUGUGACACGGGGGGGCGCUGCUUCCUUGCUGUUCCACAGGGGGGCGCUGCCUCCUCGGUGACUUCGCACUGUGUUUGGUUUGUCGUCGGCAAUCGGUCGGAUGCUGAAUUCUCUGCCGACGCCGGCAUCGGCACCCGAUCAUCGCUCACUGUUCGUUGAUGCUGUAGCUGUAGCUGCAGCCCGGGGGUGUGUGCGCGUGACUCGUGGAUUAGGUUGCAUAAUACCAGGAGUCUAUCAUAAUCAAUAAUUAUUGAUAAACUCAUGAUAAUACUACAUAGUGUGUCAGGUAGCGCGGUGCCGUGUGUCAAAAUUCUGUGUGUCAUUAACUGUGUGUCUAAUUACGUUGUUACGUCAGUGGCGUUCUCCCAUGAAAUUCUCAUUUGCAUUCUCUACGCGAUCAUCAUGCGGUUUCUGUGUAUGUGUAUGCGCGUGCGUGCGUGCGUGCGCGCGUGCGCGUGCGCGCGUAUAUAAUACCAAGAGUUGAUGGUGACAAAUUGCUGAUGUUAUGUAAUUACUCUUGGUAAUGUAUAACGCCGCCAGACGAUUGAAGAAGUAAUUUCGCCUCAUAAUCGACAAAUCGAAUGAACUAACCGUGUAUGUUCAGUUCACGCGCGAUGAAAUGUAAUCGUGAGCCUACAUACCGUAAUUCAGCCGUUGGGCGAGCCUACGUACGUGAUGCACGCAUUUCGGAAUUCAGUAUACGAGGUGUUCUAGUCGUCCCCUGUUCAGUCCACGCUGGUAUAUACGUAUAUAUACUCAUUGCGGGAGAUUCACCCGUGAGAUCGCGCGCGCAAGCAAUAUCGUGAUUCCCGCCGUCAAACUUUCGUCGUUGUCUCCGGCUCGUGUUUUUUCCCCCCGAGUGCGGUCUAUUAGUGGGGCAGGUGUCUGCGCGCGGAUUUCACUGCGCGAUUAGUCACGCUAUAUCAUUAAUGGGCUUUGUGCAGCAGGUAGAAUGGGUCCGUCCGUAUAUGUAUAUGUGUGUUGUCCUUUAUGGCGGCACUAGGUUUAAUGAAUUCCAUUGAAGUUGUCCUGUUUUCUAAUAUCGGCUGCGUAUACACGUAUACGUGCUGUCGUGGGAAGAAUGCUUCGCAGCUUCCCCGGCCGUCGUUAUACGGGCCGCAGACGCGUGGCGGCAGCU